This is a messenger RNA of Hyaloperonospora brassicae, 1917 nucleotides long. The record is from the annotation of a GenBank genome assembly. Lineage: Eukaryota; Oomycota; Peronosporomycetes; Peronosporales; Peronosporaceae.
AUGACGCCGUCCAAUCCGCCGCAGGCAGUGGCAACCGGCGCCGAGUACGCCUCGCAACAAGCAGCUGCCGCGACAGCUGCGCGCUUUGCCGGCUACUCGUCGUUCUACGCGUCCCCAGCGCCGACUCAGACUCAGCCCCCGACUCAGAAUCUGAGUCCUGUUAUCCGCGCGCCACCGCGGCCGCGGCCGGGACUGUUUACGCGCCCACAGGGACCGCCACCACCGCCGCCACCUCGUCCACUGCACGCGCUCCAUACUGCCGCUCGUUCGCGAGUACCGCCGCCGCCGCCGCCGUCGAUGGCGCUGUUUAGUCGCGGCCCGCCGCCCGUAUGCCGUCCUCCGCCCCGUCCCAGUGCGCAGGUCAUGUCGCAAUGGCAGUGGACCAAUGGCAGCAGUGGAUUGCCCGCCUCGGCACCGUCAGCAGCUCCUGCGGCGCCGCUGAUGAGGCCGCAAGUGACGCCACAACAUCGCGGACCGCUCGGUCCUCGUCCUCCUCCGCCUAGCAGCAUACGGCCUCCUCCUGGCGCGUUCGCAGCAGCACCACCAGCUGCUUCGUCGAGUGCAGCCGGCGCCGCCAAGUGGCCGGAGGCGCUGCACGAGUAUGUGAAGCGCGCGUUUGCUCGUUGCAGAGGCGCCGCCGACCAGACGAUCACGCAGAACGCCCUGAAAGAGCUAAUCACGAAUGCGAUCAUGACGAACAGUCUAUGGACCAAGAACUGGGCGGUCGAGCCGCUGCCAGUGCUGAUUGGCGACGCGCCAGCCGUAGCAAUGCAGACCAAAAGCGAGACGAUACAUGGACGUGUCGGACCGGAGUUAGUUGGUGGUCGCACGGCGUCGGCUUUGCAUUGUACCAGUGGAAGAGGUAGUGCUGUGCACGUCAAUCAGACCGCUGUGUUGCCGGGGAAAGAAGUGUCGGGCAAGAAGAAGAAGACGAAAAAGCGCAAGCACGAGAGCGCUGAAGUCGACCGAGCAGAUGACCAGCGCAAGACGGAGCGCAAGCAGCGGUUCUUCCAGACACAACAGGAGCUAAAGCGGUGGGUAGUGCCUGAAGUCGAUACGAAGAAGCUGCAAGUGCUGACGCUCGAUGGCGACUUGGACUUGGCCGCGAUGGUCAUUAAAGGUACUAGCCAGACGAUAGAGAAGGAAUACUUGCGAUUAACGUCUCCCCCGCAUCCAUCGACGGUGCGGCCCGAGCCUGUGCUGCACAAGGCGCUGGAGCUUGUCAAGUCGAAGUGGAAGAAGGGGGAUCACGAUUAUAUUUAUGCCUGUAGCCAGCUGAAGUCGAUCCGCCAGGAUUGCACGGUCCAGCACAUCAAGAACCAGUUUACCGUGUCUGUGUAUGAAAUCCACGCCCGCAUCGCGCUCGAGUCGGGCGAUAUCAACGAGUUUAACCAGUGCCAGACGCAACUCCAUGAGCUGUAUGAGAAGCUGAUCCCGGGCGAGGCGAUCGAGUUCCUCGCGUACCGCAUUUUAUAUUGUGUGUACGUGUCUUUGCAAGCGAAAAAGGGUGACUCCAAUGCAGGUCAGCUCGGCAUGUACAACGUGCUGGGCUUGGUGACCGCCAAAUUACGGACCGACGUGGCGAUCAGUCACGCACUGGCAGUGCGUCAGGCGGUUGCUAUGAAUGAUUAUCACCGUUUUUUCAAACUCUAUGUAGGUGCUCCGAACAUGGCAGGGUAUCUGAUGGACGUGAUGGUUCCGGCGAUUCGACUGAGCGCACUGCGAGCUAUGUGCAAAGCAUUCCGUCCGACCGUUUCGAUACAACAUAUUCGCAACGAGCUCAAGCUUACAGGGAAGGCAGGUAAAGCAUUUAUCCGUCAGUCUGGUCUCGCGUUUGUGAAGGGAGACAAGUCGCGCGUGGACACGAAAGCCUCGGACAUCGUCUGGACGCUGAGUAACGAGUCGUCGCUAAUUUAA